Messenger RNA from Rotaria sp. Silwood1, 981 nucleotides. The record is from the annotation of a GenBank genome assembly. Lineage: Eukaryota; Metazoa; Rotifera; Eurotatoria; Philodinida; Philodinidae.
AUGCUUUCUAAAUUUGAUAGUGUCGAUUCAAUAGUUCAUUAUUUACGAGAAUCUACUUUAUCAUCAUCAACAAUUGAUUCAACAACAAUGAAUUCUCAUGUGAACAAUAAUAAAUCAAAACCAUCAAAAGAACAACGAAAAGAAAAAAAUCUAACAAAUCCGAUCAACCCUAUACCUUCUGCUCCUAUUAUUUCACAACCCCAAUUAGAAGCAGAUAUACAAAUCUUAUCAAAAGGUCGUGUGAGAUAUGGACCGAUAACAGUUAAUCCACGUAAACAGGCAUCAAAGACAUUGUAUACCGGUCGUCGUUCAAAAUAUGAAGUUUUAUCAGGUGAUGAAGAGGAAAAACGUCGUGAUCGUCGUGAACGUAAUCGUGUAGCAGCGACAAAGUGCCGUGAAAAACGUGAACAUGUUUUGAAUAAUCUUGAAAAUCAAUAUACAAAAGAAUUAAAUACUCAUCAACGUCUUUUUCAAAUGGUCGAAACAUUAAAACAACAAAAAAGUGAUCUUGAGGCAUUUAUAACAAAUCAUUUCAACGAAUGUUUAUUAAUGAAUAAUUUAUCAUCACCAUCACAAUCAUCAAUGAUCUUUGGUGAUACAGCAUUUCUCUCAACAAUUAUUGAUACUGCACCACCGCCACCACUUCCAUCCUCUCAACCAACAGUUUUUUAUAAUGAUGACGAAGAAUUGAGUCAUAUUCUUGAUCCCGAGCCAAUAUUAACAAACACAGCUUACAAUACUGAUGACUCAAACUCAAUAUUAAUGCCACCACAACAAGAAUUACAGAAUAUAACAAUGACAAGUGGUAGUAUUGAACGACUCAUAAAUAAUUUACAAACGCCAACAAUAUCAAUGGAGAAUACUAGUAAUCAUUCAAUGUUAUUUAAUUCAGCUAUUGGUUCAUCAUGUGCUAAACAACAUUCUAAUUCAAGUGAAGAUGAUUCAUUACCACCAACACGUACAAAUCCUUAUGUUUGUUAA